AUGAAAACCAAGCCCUCAACCCCCGUAGUCCUCUACUGGCACCGCACCGACCUACGCCUGCACGACUCCCCAGCCCUCCACUCCGCCCUUCGCCUAAACCCCUCGAUCUUCAUCCCCAUCUGGACCUGGGAUCCGCACUACGUGUAUCGCGCGCGCGUCGGCCCAAACCGAUGGAACUUCCUCCUCCAAUGCCAGAAUGACCUCUCAGCAUCAUAUACAAAGCUGAACCCGAAACAAAAGCUAUGGGUUGUGCGAGAAGCGCCACACACGGUGCUCCCGAAGUUAUGGAAAAGAUGGGCGGUGACGCACUUGGUGUUUGAGAAGGACACGGAUGCGUAUGCGCGCGAACGAGACGAGACGGUUAUGGAGUUGGCGAAGGAGGCAGGGGUGCAGGUUAUUGUGGAGAUGGGGAGGAAUCUGUUCGAUCCGGAUGAGGUGGUGAAGAGGAAUGGAGGGAAGCCGACGAUGAGUAUGAGUCAGAUUGAGAAGGCGGUUGGGGGGAUUAACUCUGGGAGACCUGGGGGUGUGGUUGAGACGCCGGAGAGGGUUCCGGAUCCGUGGGAUCAGGAGAGGAUGGAUUUGAGUGCGGUGGAGCAGGAGGGUGUUGACUCGACGGGGGAUGUGAAUCGGGAGUAUCGGAUGAAAGAGGACGCGCAGUAUGUGAAGAUCAUGGGGCCCGGGGAGGACUUUGGCGUGCCGACGCUGGAUGAGAUUGGGAUUGGUUCAGCGCAGGUGAGCACGCCGCAUAAGGGGGGCGAGACGGAGGCGUUGAGGAUCCUGGAGGGCUGUAUACAGGACGAGGAGUAUGUUGGGAGGUUCGAGAAGCCGAAGACAUCGCCUGCGGCGUUCCAGCCGCAAUCGACGACGCUGCUUUCUCCGCAUCUACAUUUCGGGAGUUUGUCGGUUCGCAAGUUCUGGUGGGAUGUGCAGGGAGUUCUGGAGGAUCGAGCCAAGCGGAAGAAGCCCAAUGCGUCGAUUCCCACGAAUCUGCCAGGCCAGCUUCUCUUCCGGGAUAUGUACUUCGCUGCACAGGCUGCCAUCGGGCACGCUUUCUCCAGAACGUACGGGAACAAGAUCGUCAGGUUCAUCGACUGGCACUUGCAAUCGACAGACAUCGCAACGUCGGGAAAGAAACAGCCAGGGGAGAAGACCUACACGGUGGACUCCGAGGAAGCAGAGAUCUGGUUCCACCGAUGGAAGGAGGGACGUACAGGCUUCCCAUGGAUCGACGCCUUAAUGCGACAACUAAAGCAGGAGGGCUGGAUCCAUCAUCUGGGCCGACACAGCGUUGCCUGUUUUCUCACCCGCGGAGGAUGCUACGUGAGCUGGGAACGAGGAGCCGAAGUGUUCCAGGAAUGGUUGAUUGACCACGAGGAGGCUUGCAACAUCGGCAACUGGAUGUGGCUUUCGUGCACAGCAUUCUUCGCGCAGUUCUAUCGAUGUUAUUCGCCCGUUGCAUUCGGCAAGAAAUGGGAUCCGGAGGGUGAGCUGGUCCGGCAUUACGUUCCUGAACUCGCCAAGUUUGACAAGAAGUAUAUUUAUGAGCCUUGGAAGGCUCCAAUCGCUGACCAGAAGAAAUGGGGAUGUCGGGUGACGGGCGACGGAAGUCAGUCCGAGAGUGAUGGAAUGAAAGCAUAUCCGAAGCCUAUGUUCGAUUUUGAUGAACGAAGGCAGACUUGUCUGGAUAGCAUGAAGCAUGCUUACGAUGUGGGACUGCACGGAGAUGAUGCUCGUGUGAAGGAUGGUUCAUGGAGGGAGGACUUUGAGGGAGACGAGAAUGAGCUAGGGAAUGAUGUAGAAUACAUCUCGUGA
Messenger RNA from Aspergillus steynii IBT 23096, 1812 nucleotides. Its product is annotated as deoxyribodipyrimidine photo-lyase. Gene Ontology annotation, biological process: circadian regulation of gene expression; entrainment of circadian clock by photoperiod. Gene Ontology annotation, molecular function: FAD binding; DNA binding. Gene Ontology annotation, cellular component: nucleus; cytoplasm. The transcript has 3 exons. The coding region runs from base 1 to 1812 and encodes 603 amino acids. The record is from RefSeq and is a predicted model, not a curated record. NCBI's taxonomy places the organism in Eukaryota, Fungi, Ascomycota, Eurotiomycetes, Eurotiales, Aspergillaceae.